Ixodes scapularis (black-legged tick) is the source of this 1158-nucleotide messenger RNA. RefSeq lists its product as uncharacterized. The transcript has a single exon. The record is from RefSeq and is a predicted model, not a curated record. The annotation marks the transcript as partial. Lineage: Eukaryota; Metazoa; Arthropoda; Arachnida; Ixodida; Ixodidae.
AUGCAGCAGCUGCCUCAACUAUCGGAAACACUAACCGAGGCUACUGGCAACGUAAAGGUGCAUCAGCCACCCCCAGUGAUAGAACUUCCUUCAGUCAUAUAUGGUCCUGACGCACAACGUGCCAUCGUGUCUCUCGAGAACGAGUACGACAUUCGCUUUCCGCCUCCUCCUCCUCGAAGAGAUGUGUCCCUGAGGGCCAUCGGCUGUGGCUCCACCAUGGAUGACGAUGACGGUUUCGGUAAUGCUGAUGUAAUCGCCCAGACGACCAUCAUUCUCAAUGAAAGCACGCCUGGGAGUCCGGGCAAUAUUAUUGUGCGUCGGGGCAACAGCAUUACCAACUUGGCCGAAAUUCCUCUACAAGGUAGUUCUACGGUCCAACAGUAUCAGGUACAGCCGGAUGCCGCCGCGAUCCAACAUUUCCACCAAGCCACGACUUCGCCACAGCCGUCGACGACCGUUAACGUGACAACCCGUAUCCGAGACCUUACCUCUCAGGUGAUGCGAGAAUCUGAGAACGUGAACCGCGCAACCCAGCGUCUCCGCAGGCAGAGGCCCGCGCCACCACUCAAUCGAGUUUAUUCCGCGGAAAGUAAAUUGUGGAAUCUGAUGUCGUUGGAAAACAAGCUUGCCAACGAAAUCGCCAACUACAGGGCGUCGGGAAGGGUCAGAGAUCCCGAGUUUCUCAACGCUCUAACUCAGACGGAAGAAAAAUUGCGCCGGCUGAUGAGUGCCGAAAACAGUGCCGCACAAGACAUUCGCCGCAUCAAGAAAGAGAGCUUCAAGCAGGAAACCUACAAGCUGAUGACGCCACGCAAUCGCUACAGCCCGCAGUCUUCGAUCAGCACCUCCAUGUCAUCCUACACGCCUCCAAAGUCGCCAAGCGUAUCUCAGCCGAUGGUUAUGAUGCCUCAACCACAAAUGAUGCCACUGAUGCAGACGGCUGGAGGCCCUCAAGGAGGCUUCAUGGCGAGCCCCAUGUACCCAGGGAUGCUGAGGGUCACCAUCGAUUCUCCCGAGUGCACGUGCAGCACGUCCAGCAGCGCCAGUUCUUCGUCGGAAUCGCUUCCCAAGCGGAUAGCACCGAGGGAAGAGACCAAGAUCGUGGUUGAAAUCCCUAAACCUCCUGCGGUCCCGCCUCCACCUCCUCCUCCGCCGCCG